Echinostoma caproni is the source of this 1212-nucleotide messenger RNA. The record is from the annotation of a GenBank genome assembly. Lineage: Eukaryota; Metazoa; Platyhelminthes; Trematoda; Plagiorchiida; Echinostomatidae.
AUGGUUGCUGUGAACUUUCUUUGUGCUUGUGUUUUGUUAGCCAUAGUGCAUGGCGAAGUGUAUUUUUACGAGAAAUUUGCCAACAAAGAAGUUUUAGACGAUUGGGUUCAAUCUUCUCACCACAAGGACAGUCAAGGAGAUUGGGAAAUUUCUGCCGGAAAAGAACCUGUAGAUGAUAAAGAUCUCGGACUCCAGACGAAAACUGAUUUCAGAUAUUAUGGAAUUGCGAAAAAACUGGACAAACCCAUUUCAACUGAAGGAAAAACUUUUGUUGUUCAGUACACAGUGAAGUACGAUCAGAGUGUUUCCUGUGGUGGUGCCUAUAUUAAGUUGUUCGGUUCUGACCUGGACCCUAAGGAUAUACACGGCGAUGCGCCAUAUAAACUGAUGUUCGGACCUGAUAUUUGUGGGUAUAGUACAAAGAAAGUUCACGUAGUUAUACCGUAUAAGGGGAAAAAUCAUCUUCACAAGGAAGAAGUCCCGUGUCCCGAUGAUCAGUUGACUCAUUUGUUCACUCUCAUCUUUAACCCGGACAACACAUACAAAAUAUUGGUGGACAAUCAAGAAAAGAAGAGUGGAUCUUUGGAGGAGCAUUGGGAUCUUCUUCCUCCGAAGAAAAUUAAUGAUCCCAAAGUAUCAAAGCCAACUGACUGGAUCGAUGACCCAGAAAUGGAUGACCCCAAUGACAAAAAGCCAGAUGAUUGGGUAGAGGUGAAAACAAUACCCGAUCCUCAAGCUAAAAAACCGGAAGAUUGGGAUGAUGAAAUGGAUGGCGAGUGGGAGCCACCCAAAAUCGAUAAUCCUGAUUACAAAGGAGAGUGGAAACCUAAGAAAAUACCAAACCCGGCUUACAAAGGCGAAUGGAAGGCCCCACAGAUUGACAAUCCAGACUAUCACCCCGAUGAUAAAUUGUACGCUCUCAAUGACGUCGCAUACGUUGGCUUCGAUUUGUGGCAAGUUAACUCGGGCUCAAUAUUCGAUAACAUUUUACUGACCGAUGAUCCCGAAUUCGCUCACACUGAAGGUGAAAAGGUUUGGAAGGUACGCUAUGAAGCUGAAAAAGCUGCGAAGGAGAAGAAAGACGCGGAAGAGGCCAAGAAAGAGGAGGAAGAAGCGAAGAAGAAAGAGGAGGAAGAAAAGAAGACUAAAGAAUCUGAGGAAAAAGAAGAAGCGGAGGAAAAGUCUGAGAAGACCGACCACGAAGAGUUGUAA